AUGCUUAUCUUGUCAUGUCGAGACAUUUGCAAAAAGACAACCACCUCGUAAAGAGAGAUAAGACUCCCCCUCAGUUCACUCUCUUGGAGAGAUUAUUUGGACCAAUCAGGUGAAAGGGGCCUUUGAUCUUUCCUUUUGGGCGAAAAAUCAACAAUCUCGCGUCAUUUUCAGAGAGUCAGUCCUCCCAAGAGGGUGGUGUGUAACCAACCUGUGAAUAUUUUGUCCGUUGGGGGACGGUAGCGAUAGACCAGAGUCGGACAUUCGUUUUCAUCAUCAGCCCGUCACAGCUUGUUCACUUGCCAAUCGCCAUUCUGUUGACACCCCUCGCUGACAUUUGCCCCGCUAGAAACCAUGGAGGAGGGUCGAGGACGACAGCCAUUGGUCUCCACUGGACGUGGUGGAGCAGGCAAUCUGUUGAGAUCCCCCAGUCGAGGUGUCGAUCCAGAGGUCCGUGUUGGAGAUGAACGAGGAAGAGAAGUCCGAAGGGACAUGUCUGUCGAGCGGGUGAUUCACUCGGGUCGUGGAGGGGCAGGUAACAUUCGAUCCCCAUCUCGAGAUACUCGUGACAGGGGUACCGAAGACAGAGAAGAUGCGCUUCAAGCUCGAUUGAUCGCGGAAGAAAGGGGACGUGCGCAUGGAGGUAUAUCGACUGGAAGGGGAGGCGUCGGCAACAUUGCUGGAAGGGACAAGUCUCGUUCGAGGUCCGCUGUGAGGGAUGUCGCGGACACGGACUCGACGACGCCGGGACGAAAGGGCGGCGCAUCAGAAGUUCAUGCGAGUGGAAGAGGCGGUUGGGGCAACAUCAAUGAGGAGAGGGAUUCGUUGGACGAAGAAAAGCUCGCGGCGCAGGAGAAGCACGAUGCUGAGAUCAGAAGCAAGCACCAAGCGGAUGAGGUGGGCAAGCGCAUUGCGAGUGGUCGUGGAGGAGGCGGAAACAUCUCGGCCGCUUCCCCUCGCCCGUCAGAUCAGACCAAGGAGCAACAGGAGGAGCAAGCAGCUCACGCAAAAGUCCACGCGCAAGAUAAACUGCGGGGCGUCAACACGGGACGAGGUGGCGCUGGCAACAUUCAUCGUGAGGCCAAUGGCGAUCAUGAACGAGGUCGUAAUAAGGUCAAUGGAGGUGGAGGUGGUGGAGGCAGUGUGCUCGGAAAUGUCUUCCGGAGUCUGUCUCGAGCAGCUCGAGGUGAUCGUGGAAAUGAGCGCAGCUCGGAGAGGGCAAAAGAUUGAGUAAACUGAGCUAAAUGGAUUGCGAUGUGUUCUAGAUUGUAUUCUGAGGGGUCCCCUUUGGCGAUUGUAAUGAGUCUGAUGGGUUGCGUGCGCACGCACGGGGAAUGUAUAGCUUCACUCUUGAGCGCCGAGUAGGCACCUCGUCAGGCAGGCAGUGAACCAGCCAGACUAUUCGCCU
This is a messenger RNA of Kockovaella imperatae, 1405 nucleotides long. RefSeq lists its product as hypothetical. The record is from RefSeq and is a predicted model, not a curated record. The transcript has 6 exons. The coding region runs from base 352 to 1227 and encodes 291 amino acids. NCBI's taxonomy places the organism in Eukaryota, Fungi, Basidiomycota, Tremellomycetes, Tremellales, Cuniculitremaceae.